CAAAGAUACCCAUUAACGAACAAAACGUAUUGUGGAAUUAAGCAAACGUUGCACGGGUAUGAGUUGGUAUCUGCUGAUUUUACUUGGGAUUCGUCCCAUCCUGUCUGUGAAUGAAGUGGAUCUGAAGAGGAAUCUAUUGGACCCUUCUGUGUUUGAUAAAACGGUCCGACCGCGCAUCAAUACCUCCCACACCGUGAACGUACAGAUUGGUGUUACCAGUGUGUUUGUCACCGAUUUAGAUGAAAAAGGAAGUUCCUUUUCACAAGCCUGUAAUUUACAUUUGAGCUGGACGGACGAAUUCUUAACAUGGAACACCAGUGAUUAUGAUGGUGUACAGAGUUUUGUUAUCGAUCCUUCGUUUGUAUGGACCCCUGAUCUUACAGUCUUUGGGAGAGUUGCAACUACUCAAGAAGUGGGACUUAGUCGAGUACGAGUUCGUUCCAACGGGUUGGUCAGUGCGAUCUUUAAUGGCUUGCUGACCACCCACUGCAACACGGACCCCACCAACUUCCCGUACGAUUAUCAGCUUUGUAAGUUCAGAUUGGCAUCCCAAGUUUACUCCCCCUCCGAGGUAGCCAUGGAAAUCACUUCCACAAAAUUGUUUGGAAGUUCCGAGAGCAAUCCUAAUUGGAAUAGGGUAUACAUCAGAUUUAAUCACAAGCAGGAGGUCCACUUUUGCCUUCAGAGGAAGUCUUUGUAUCUCAGCACUCUGUAUAUAGCGCCCACCACCAUGCAGGCUGUUCUGGUUCUCGUUUCGUUCUUGGUUCCUAACGAGGCUGGAGAGAAAAUUUCCUUCGGAAUGUCUCUGUUUCUAUCCUUUAUGGUUUUUCUUUUACAGUUAUACGAUAAUUUACCCCAAGUAUCGACUGUUAUUCCAGCAUUAGAAAUCUACUUCAUGCUCCAUAUGGUGAGUGGGGUCAUCUCCAUCAUUGUCUCCUCCUCCACUGCUUACGUCAUGCGGAACACCAACCAGUCACCUCAGUCUACCGAGACCAAGGUCAAAGACGAAUCUAUGGUCCCUGAACACAACAAAGACAACCCCAACCGUGAAGCGAAGAAGGGUGUGCGUCGGUGUCUGAGAUCCAUGACAUUCAUCAACAGACUGGGAUUUGUUAUUUCACUGAUACUGAUUCUGGCAGCAAACAUCGUCAUUCUGAACGCAAGAAUGAUUUCUAGAAAUUGUGAAGAGUCCCCCUAGAAACCAUACCUUUGUGUUCCCUUAUACUUCAAUUUUGAUUAAUGUACUCGACUUAUUACUUGCAAAACUCGCGACCAUCAUUAUUUCUUCUUCAGAUAAGAAAAUUCGAAGAGUUUCAGAUAAAGUUAUACUUUCUUUUAAACUUCAUAUUUUGAGUAUAUUUUGUAAUCUAGAUAUACAAUGUAUAUAAGUAUUUUAAGUAUAUUUUGUAAUUUAGAUAGAAGUAUUUUAAGUAUAUUUUGCAAUUUAGAUAUAUAAAUGAUGAAAAUAAAA
Ostrea edulis (European flat oyster) is the source of this 1471-nucleotide messenger RNA. Its product is annotated as acetylcholine receptor subunit beta-like 1. Gene Ontology annotation, biological process: regulation of membrane potential; nervous system process; monoatomic ion transmembrane transport. NCBI's taxonomy places the organism in Eukaryota, Metazoa, Mollusca, Bivalvia, Ostreida, Ostreidae. Gene Ontology annotation, molecular function: extracellular ligand-gated monoatomic ion channel activity; neurotransmitter receptor activity; transmembrane signaling receptor activity. The transcript has 6 exons. The record is from RefSeq and is a predicted model, not a curated record. Bases 59 to 1198 code for a protein of 379 amino acids. Gene Ontology annotation, cellular component: membrane; synapse; neuron projection.